Messenger RNA from Neurospora tetraspora, 535 nucleotides. RefSeq lists its product as uncharacterized. The coding region runs from base 101 to 376 and encodes 91 amino acids. The record is from RefSeq and is a predicted model, not a curated record. The transcript has a single exon. Lineage: Eukaryota; Fungi; Ascomycota; Sordariomycetes; Sordariales; Sordariaceae.
GGCCAGUAAGGUGAAUGGUGUCACGGGCACCGAAAGCUCAUUCAGGUACCAAGCGCCAUUAUUAUCUACCCUUUACCUUCCUCCAGGCAAUCAGACAAAGAUGACGCUCGCCGAAGGGACGAUGCUCCUAUGGAUCACUUUCGGGUUUCUUCCUGUUGUUACUCCCUCUUCCCACUUCCACUCCCUCAUAUGCGCUCUUCCCACUAUGACAGUGCCCCCUGAGACUUCCACUUGCGCCCGGUUACUAUCGAAUUUUUAUUUCAAUCCAAUGACAGUUACCUUCUUCAUCAACCACAAUCGCAGAUGGCCCGACCGUAACGGGUUUGUACACAGCUUACUUUCACGUGCACAGACGCCCAUGCUUGUUGCCUGGUGAACCAGGCACUACUCGAUGUGAGUUAGGUAUACAAGUACUUAGCAUCAAGAACCUCAGUGCAGUCAGUUGGUCACGAGCGGAUACGGAAUGCACAUGAGCUGAACGCUACAAACAUAUUAUACAUUUUAACAGGCAGGCAAAGUUGCUGUCUUUAUUCCU